AUGAAUGUUUUCUCUUCUCGAUUUUGCCUCACCUCGAACCAGAUGGCCGAGAUCAACGACAAAAACACAAAGAUCGGACAGAUGGCCGAACAGAUGGAGACCAGUGCCCGUUCGAAAAAGCAGGAUGCGGACAAGUCGGUUCGAGAUGUUGAGGUGUUGCGAAAACAGUUGCGUGAAGAGAAGAAGAUGAAGAAAGCGGCUAUUCACAAAGUCGACGAUCUCCUCUCGCAGGUGAGUGACCCUACAAUUCGAGAGCCUCUACAGACGUUGGGAAAUAACUGA
This is a messenger RNA of Protopolystoma xenopodis, 282 nucleotides long. Lineage: Eukaryota; Metazoa; Platyhelminthes; Monogenea; Polystomatidea; Polystomatidae. The record is from the annotation of a GenBank genome assembly.